AGCUUGUUGUGUUUGCGCGCCGAACUAAGACCCCACGCAAACAAUACAUUCCGAGCUCUGUGACUCAAGAAGACGUCCAUUGCUAGUCUUUGUUGAAGUUCAAGCUGAAGUGACAAAAAGUUACUGGAAGCAAGUUAAGUCUCUCAGAAAUCAACAGCCUGAUAUGGAACUGGAAACUAUACGAAAUGCUCAGCUGCAACUGCCGGGGGGUCUGCUUCUGCGGUCGCUGCCGGGGCGUCCUUUGACGGAACAAUUUCCAGAUCAAGAGGAGCACACAGAACCACAUGACUUGUCUCUGUACAAGUUCAUGACUUAUGCCAGGAAGAAUUUCCAGGGAGAGGCCCCUUGCUGGUUCAAGAAGGGAUCACUCCGUGAGCCACUACUUCACCAUGAAGACAAAAUGGAGGCAGAGGCGGCUCUGACUAUCUACGUCGCUAUUCAACGCUUCAUGAUCGAUUUGCCAGAGCCCAAAGUUGAAGAACUCGAGGACAGCCCAAAAGACGACAUGAUAUUUGCCUCGCUGCCACCUUUGAGCAUUAUGGCUAAGCCGACGACCAAUCUGCGAAAAGUGCGCUUCAUCUGCGGUUAUGGGCAUAACGUCCCGAACCUGAGAGAUGAAAUAUAUUGCCAACUUUGUAAGCAACUCGUGAACAAUCCGUCUAUGACAAGCACAAGGCGCGGAUGGAUACUGAUGGGUAUCCUUUGUGGUGUAUUUCCACCUUCCGAUCAGUUUUUGAACUACCUGAAAAACUUCAUCUUGACGGAAGCCACCGAACACGUCGCCGAGUUUUGCAUCAGUCGGCUGCGAAGGACUGUUGAACGCACCAAUAGGAAGCAGCCCCCAUCUUGGAUAGAGAUGCAGGCAUCCAGACGGGCAGAAAAUAUCGUGCUACCUGUCACGCUCAUGGAUGGCGCAACACUCGACUGUGAAGUCGACGCCAACUCGACGUUCAAGGAGCUUUGCGAGAGCAUCCGGGAAAAGCUCGGUUUGAAGAGCAUAUACGGAUUCUCCAUCUACAUCGCAGCUGUUGACCAGAUUUUCAACUGGGGCAGCGAUGACGAGAAUGUAAUGGAUGCAGUAUCUUUAGCGGAACGUUACUCUGUGAGAAAGGGCAACCCAGAAAGUGAUACAAAACUUCACUUCUACUUGCGUAAGAACAUCUUCCGGCCAAGCUAUAACCCGGAAGACGAUCCUCUAGAAGCUAACCUCGUUUUCGCACAACUGAUGGGUGGUCUGCACAAGGGGGAAUACCGGUGCCAAGAGGUUAAUGAUCUAGCGGAUAUUAUCGCCAAACGAUACUACAUCGAGCACGGGGCUGAGCUGGAUUUAAAUAGAUUACAAGAAGUUAUCUUGAAGACUGCCCCUCAAGACGAGCUCAAGGGAGACCCCGAGAUGAUGGAAGAUCUGAUGGAGGAGAUCAAAAGCAGUUUUGACUCGAUCCCGUGCAUUCGAAAUGCCUUGUCCUCAGAUCAAGUGAAGGCGUCUCUUGUACGAGAGUCGAUGAUGCGAUGGGCUCUUUCCUUCUCCAAGUCUUACACAGGCGUCUUGGUAUCAGGACCCAAGCUUGACCCAGCCCGCAUCAACCUAGAUAUCAACUCAACAGGGGCAAUAAUACAAGCAAUACCCAGUGCACAAGUCAAGGCCUAUAGGGCCAGUAUUGAGUUUGCCCAGCUAGAGGAGAUCGCCGACUACAAUCCAUACGACAAGAAGCCUAAGAUAACAAACCCCAAAGAUACAGUCGUCCUCAUCACCAUGCAGAAGAAGGUCUACCACAUGCGGUCCAAAGCAGCACGCGAGAUCCGAGAUUUGAUGAAACUACUGCUGAAUGAUUACAAGCAGAGGGGAGUGGCAGAGAACAACAACUGAUGAAGACGAUGCUCAGUGAUUGCAUCAAAUAGAGCAACAGCAGCUUCAAAUAAACACCAAAGAUUAAGAAUAGCGAUACAAAUAACCUGAUAUUGAAAACUGCAGCAGCAAUAUUGAAAGUAACAAUAUAAUAGCGGCAGCAGAAAGAAUAACAUCAACAAUGACAAAAACAAUAACAGCAACUACGACGACGACAGCAGAAACAAUUUUAACAACGGCAACAGCAGAAACAAUAACAACAGUAGAACCAAUAACAUCAACAUCAACAGCGACAGCAGCAGAAACAAUAACAACAGUAGAAACAAUAACAUCAACAUCAGCAAUAACAAAAAGACGAUGACAACAGCUAUAACUUUGGAUGGCAGUAACAACAUCAGUAAAUCAGCAGUGUUAAAUAGCCAGACCUGAAAAGCACUCAAAUAUGCUUUUGGGACUACAGCGCAAAGCUUUUUUUCGGGGUCACUUUUACUAGAAGAGAAAAAACUACAAUCUGUUCGCAACUUUUUUGGAAUUUAGAUUAAUGAUUGUGAAUGUAAAUAGUAGAGCCUGCGCCGCAACUACUACUAGAUAUAACCAAAUUCAAAGACUUAAAUAGGGGCUGUUCCAUUAGUUUGCAGUGGGCCACGGUUUACCUCAAGAAUCCAAUAUUAAAGGAUAAACUAGCCAAAAGUACUCAAAUUGUGACGCCCUCAGAGACUUCACAAUGUGUAAUCGGCGACAGCGUAUAAGAUAAUAGAAGACACUACAUCAUCAUUAUAAAGCAAAAACAGCAACAAACUACCUCAGGCCACACCAUGCAAUUUUACGAUUUUAAAGGAUUGAAAAACAUCUUACUAUGUAUCAACUUACCUUUUUGUAGUUUAUGUUAAAGUUUCGAAUUGCAAUUUAAUUUCUAGUAAACAAUAAACCAAAAUAAAAGAAAGCAAAUACUUAAGGCAUGCAUCGAGCCGAACUUGAACCGAAUCAAUUUAAUAACAUAAGCGUUUCUAGUGGCGGCAUGCGUCAGUGACUGUUAAGAUUUAAUCAUGCACAGAGCCAAAGAACACGGGAAUAUGCACUUUCCCGUGCACGAGUGCGUUUUGAAAAAUAAUGAAUGCAGCUGGGAGCAGCUAGGGAAACAUAAUCAUAGCCAGCAAUACAUUUAAAAUAAGCUCAUUUGUCACACAUCGGUAAUUCGCGUUUCAGGCACGCAUUUGCUGUGCCUUCAAAACAGGACCAGCAUAACAAAAUUAAGUUUUGUGUUGACUUCUGUA
This is a messenger RNA of Nematostella vectensis (starlet sea anemone), 3120 nucleotides long. Its product is annotated as unconventional myosin-VIIa. The record is from RefSeq and is a predicted model, not a curated record. Lineage: Eukaryota; Metazoa; Cnidaria; Anthozoa; Actiniaria; Edwardsiidae. The transcript has 14 exons. Gene Ontology annotation, cellular component: cytoskeleton. Bases 164 to 1867 code for a protein of 567 amino acids.